AUGCAGAAACGGGAGGUGUUCGAGAUUAACAAUCUUCCGGCUGACACUACAGCUGAUGCUAAAAAAUUCCGAAUCAUCAAGCAGAAGACGUAUACCGGCGAUAUCCUCAUCAAGGAUUGUGACAAGCAUGGCAAUUUUGUGGUCAUUGAAAAUGCCGGUCGCGGUGAUCAUCGUUUGAGCGGAUUUCGCAUCAGCAGAUUCAUAGGCGGUAAAGAACGAUCGUUCACAUUCCCAGAUCACUUCGCGCUAGGCCCUAGAGAAACUGUUCAGGUAUCAGCUCGUGGCUCCAGCCCCGAUAGAGGCAAUUAUUACAUCUAUCACCUCGUAUACGAAAGUGACACCACUUGGGGCACCAGCGCUACCUUCGUCACCCGCCUCUUCAACCCCCAAGGCAACGAAGUUGCACUUCUUGAAGUACGACCAGCGAGUUAA
This is a messenger RNA of Strongylus vulgaris, 432 nucleotides long. Lineage: Eukaryota; Metazoa; Nematoda; Chromadorea; Rhabditida; Strongylidae. The record is from the annotation of a GenBank genome assembly.